AUCUGCGGCUGGACUGAAGCACGAUGAGUUUUUCUUGGAGCGCGUUCGCCAACAGGCUCCGCCCCUCCUCCCUGGCGGCUCCGCCCCUCAGACGGCUGCUCCACGUCGGCCAGCGAGACUCCAUCACCAAAGCGUUCUCCUCCCGCGACGUGGCGCUGUUCGCCGAGCUGACGGGCGACACCAACCCUCUCCACGUGGACCCGGCCUACGCCAGCACCACGGCCUUCGAGACGCCCAUCGUGCACGGCGUCCUCAUCAACGGCCUGAUCUCCGCCGUGCUUGGCACCAAGAUGCCCGGCCCCGGCUGCGUCUUCCUGUACCAGGAGAUCCGCUUCCCGGCGCCGCUCUACGUCGGAGAGGAGGUUCUGGCCGAGGCAGAGGUCCGUAAGAUCAAGAUGUCGUUCGCCUUCAUCGCCGUGACGUGCUCUGCGAAGGACAAAGUGGUGAUGGAGGGGGAGGUGAUGGUGAUGAUGCCGGUGGAGCAGCAGGACCGCUGAGGAAGAGGAGGUGCUGAUGGACCGAUGAAGAACAGCCAGGUGGCUGAAUUGGGUCGGUUGGAGCUUUUCUCUUGGGUUUUCCUUUUAUUUAGUGUUUAGAGACAAUCAUGUCUGAUGAUGCUUGUUGUAUUUUGCUGCUGCUCUCAAUUUAAUAAAAAGGAAAUAUUUACAUUCAAAUUAAA
Molecule: messenger RNA, 679 nt
Organism: Fundulus heteroclitus (mummichog)
Lineage: Eukaryota; Metazoa; Chordata; Actinopteri; Cyprinodontiformes; Fundulidae
Product: hydroxyacyl-thioester dehydratase type 2, mitochondrial-like
Exons: 1
Coding region: 24-497 (157 amino acids)
Source: RefSeq, a predicted model, not a curated record